UUCCCCCAUAUGUCAAAGUCUUUGUGCUUUUUCAGGACAGAAGGAAAAAAAACAGCUGGAUCUCCAGAGCUAGCGGCUCGGCUAGCUCCCAGCUCCCCAAACCGGCUCGUUCCCCUCGGCUUCCUGCCCUCCGUAAGCUGCUCGUGAGGCUGAUGAUGUGGUGUGAACAUGGAGGCUCCUGAAUAUCUGGACCUGGACGAGAUCGACUUCUCCGAUGACUCCGUGUAUUCUGUCACGUCUCUGAAGAGCAUCCCAGAACUGUCCAGGAGGAGCGAUGGUCCGGCCGAGGAGAGACCAGUUCCUGCCAUCAACUGGAGCCGUGGCGUCUCCUCCUCCCACGCUGGGGGGGGCAUCAAGCCCACGGGUCUCGCUGAGGUCCACAGUAAGUUCCGCCCCGUGAAGAGGGUUUCUCCUCUGAAGCACCAACCGGAGACCACCGACUCUGACUCCGAUGGGAAAGUCCCGGGUCCGGGGCCGGUCCAGGGGGAGCCGGGGGACGGCAGCAAGGACGACCCCGGCUCAGACAAACCCACCAACGCCUCCUCCUCCUCCACCUCCUCCCCCGGGGAGGAGGCGCCCGGAGGGAAGGUGAAGGGUCUAGGGGGCGGCGGCGGCGUCGGGAACAACCCUCAGGCUCUCUUCGGGGAGCUGGAGCACUACGACCUGGACAUGGACGAGAUCCUGGACGUCCCCUACAUCAAGUCCAGCCAGCAGAUGUCCACGCUGCCUCGCGUCCCCCACGACAAGAGGUCGGUGACGGGGAGUAAUCUGGGAGGAGGCACCCUGGAGAGGAACCGGGGGGGAGGCCUGAAGAGCUCCGCUCUGCCCCACAACGAGCCCCUGAGCCUGGGCAGCAGCAGCAGCUCCCAGACCCCGUACUGUGUCCUGUCUCCUGUGAAGUGGUCGGACCUGAGGAAGUCCAAGUCGAUGGAUCCAGACCUCCACCACCUCCACCGCUCCCCGGGGGGAGGAGGGGGAGGUGGGGGAGGAGGAGGGGGAGGUUACCAGCCGGAGCUGCUCUCCUCCAGCCUCCUCAGCUGCUCCUCCUCCGUCUCCUCUUUCUCUGACGCAGACAAGCUGCUGUCAGCUCGCGUCUACCCAGACGCCCAGAGCCAGAGGCCCGGCGUGGAGCCCCCGGGCGGCCCGGGCCUCAUGUUCCCCCUGCCAGGGUGCAGCGUGGGCCGGCAGGACGCCUCCAAGCCCUGGGCUCCCGGCCCGGGAGGGGCGGGGUGUGGGCCGAGGGGGUUCGGAGGAGCCGGAGGAGCAGGAGGAGGAGGAGGAGGAGGAGGAGGAGGAGGAGGGGAGGUGGUGGAUGAGGAGACCAAGAAGAACCAGAACAUCAUCAACAUCGUCAGGGAGGGACAGAUCUCACUGCUGCCCCACCUGGCGGCCGAUAACCUGGAGCUGAUCCGAGACGAGGACGCGAACAACCUGCUCCACAUCUCGGCGGCUCAGGGUCACGCCGACUGUCUGCAGCAUCUCACGUCUCUGAUGGGGGAGGACGGCCUCAACGAGCGCAACAGCCAGCAGCUCACCCCCGCUGGACUCGGGGUCAAGAACGGUCGCCUGGAGUGUGUGAGGUGGAUGGUGAGUGAGACGGAGGCGAUCGCUGAACUCAGCUGCACCCGAGAACAUCCCAGUCUGAUCCACUACGCCGCCCGCUACGGACAGGAGAAGGUUUUGCUGUGGCUGCUUCAGUUCAUGCAGGAACAGGCGAUUUCUCUGGACGAAGUCGACCAGAACGGAAACACAGCCGUCCACGUGGCGGCUCAGUACGGACACCUCACCUGCAUACAGACUCUGGUGGAGUACGGGUCCAACGUGACCGUGCAGAACCAGCAGGGGGAGCGUCCGUCGCAGAGCGCCGAGCGUCAGGGACACACCACCUGCGCCCGAUACCUGGUCGUCGUGGAAACCUGCAUGUCGCUGGCCUCACAGGUCGUUAAGCUCACGAAGCAGCUGAACGAACAGGCAGCAGAGAGGAUCAUGUUGCAGAAACAAAUGCAGAGACUGAUGGACCCCAACAAGGGGGAGGGGACUCCUUCUAGGUCACCAAGCUCCCAUCAGGCCUCAGUGGAGGCGUGGCCAGAGAUGAUGCUGACGGCGGAGGGCACCCCCGGGGAGGGUCAGUGGCUGGUCCGUCAGGGGGGCGUGGCUCCGGACUCGGUGCUGAGGCAGCUCCUGGGGAAGGACGUGUCGGAGACGCUGUGUCCCCGGGACAGGCUGCCCCCGGUGGCGGUCCCCGGGGCCUCCGGCGCCCCCCGCAGGACGGGGCUGGUGGAGCGACGAGAGCUGAAACUGGCCAGACUCAAACAGAUCAUGCAGCGCUCUCUGAGCGAAUCCGACACGGACGGUUACCCGCCGGAGGAGGGGCGGAGUCAGGGAGCCCCGCCCCCGAACACACUGAGGCCCGACAGGCCGUCCCACCUCCCCAUCGCAGAGGAGGAGCCGGCGUCCAACCACCUCAACGUGAUGAUGAAGAAGCACGUCCCGUCCUCCUCGUCCUCCUCCUCCUCCUCCUCCUCCGCCUCCACCUCCUCCUCCACCGUUGAGAGGAAGCUGGCCUUCUCUCUCACCGGGUCCAAGUCUGUGGACAGCAUCGGCUACAACCCGUCCCCCACGUCCAGCGACCCGGACGCCGCGGACGGGAAAACGCCGGACGCUCCCGGCGACUUACACGAAGCCGCCGCCAACGGCCAGAAAGUGGCAACCAGCCCCAAAAGUGCCCUGAAGUCGCCCUCGUCCCGCAGGAAGACGUCCCAGAACCUCAAACUGAGGGUCACCUUCGACGAGCAGGUCCACAAGAGCUCCACCCAGGAGGCGGAGCCCCCCAGGGGGAAGGAGCCCCACCAGGACAGGAAGGAGAGGACUCCGGCGGGGGGCUCUGAAACCAAGCGGCCGUUCGGGGCGUUUCGUUCCAUCAUGGAGACGCUGAGCGGAAACACGAACCACAACAACAACAGCAGCAGCAGCAGCAGCAACAGUCAGACAGGAUGUGGGGUCAGACUGUCCACCUGUCAGAACUCACCUGGCAGGAAGUCAGACAGCAAGAGUAGCCCGGGGGGCGGAGCCAAGGGAAAGAGCAAGAGCAGCAACGUUUAACCAGCGAGUGUCUGAACUGAGCACAGAGACAAACAGACAGAGGCAGAGAACUGAGACCACGUAUAAAACACAUGAUACAGAUCAGAGAGAGUCUGACCAACACAAACCACGGGCGCCAUGUUUGCUACAUCACAGGUCAGAUUCUACAGUGAAACACUGUUGAAAUAAACGUCUUAUUUCCACCGUUAACGUUCCUAUAAAUGUUAUUAAUAUGUCACUUAAAUAUCCCAGCGUCUGCUUCCUUUAAAUAUCUUAAAUUACUGAAAUUAAAUUAGAAAUACUAUUAAAUUAGCCUUAAUGAUAUUUAGUAUUAUCAUUAUAGCAUUAGCAUGCUAGCCAUCAUAACUUAGCAGUAACUGAGGUAAAGUUAUUUUAUCUACAUGGACAUAAAUCACAUGAACACAUGGUUUAACAGUUUAUAUGAUGCUAG
Mugil cephalus (flathead mullet) is the source of this 3532-nucleotide messenger RNA. RefSeq names its product synuclein, alpha interacting protein. The record is from RefSeq and is a predicted model, not a curated record. Gene Ontology annotation, molecular function: ubiquitin protein ligase binding. The transcript has 12 exons. The coding region runs from base 169 to 3102 and encodes 977 amino acids. Lineage: Eukaryota; Metazoa; Chordata; Actinopteri; Mugiliformes; Mugilidae.